Molecule: messenger RNA, 527 nt
Organism: Aureobasidium subglaciale EXF-2481
Lineage: Eukaryota; Fungi; Ascomycota; Dothideomycetes; Dothideales; Saccotheciaceae
Exons: 3
Coding region: 74-403 (109 amino acids)
Biological process (GO): cytoplasmic translational elongation; translation
Cellular component (GO): cytosolic large ribosomal subunit; ribosome
Molecular function (GO): structural constituent of ribosome
Source: RefSeq, a predicted model, not a curated record
UUAGUCUCCGUCCAACUCACGGUUAAAUCGAUUGCCUCUCACUGUUUCAUCAAAUCCCACCACCAAAUUCAAAAUGAAGUACCUUGCAGCCUACCUCCUCCUCAACCUCGCCGGCAACGAGUCCCCCUCUGCCGAGGACAUCAAGUCCGUCCUCUCCUCCGUCGGUGUCGACGCUGAGGGUGAGCGUCUCGACAAGCUCAUCUCCGAGCUCGAGGGCAAGAACAUCCAGGAGCUGAUCUCCGAGGGUUCCGCCAAGCUCGCCUCCGUUCCUUCCGGUGGUGCUGGUGCCGCCGCUGGUGGUGCUCCCGCUGCUGGUGCCGCCGCCGAGGCUGCCCCCGCUGAGGAAAAGGCCGAGGAGAAGGAGGAGUCCGACGACGACAUGGGCUUCGGUCUUUUCGACUAAGCGUAUCGCAACGCUGAUCGAAAACAAAACUGGUGCGGAUGGGUGGUUUCGUUUGUGGGAGCAGUCGGGCGCAUGGGAGAAAGUCUCUACGCUGAAGCCGCAAAAGGCACGGCCAUACUCUGAC